Aspergillus versicolor CBS 583.65 is the source of this 1249-nucleotide messenger RNA. Its product is annotated as class I SAM-dependent methyltransferase. Gene Ontology annotation, biological process: methylation. The transcript has a single exon. Lineage: Eukaryota; Fungi; Ascomycota; Eurotiomycetes; Eurotiales; Aspergillaceae. The record is from RefSeq and is a predicted model, not a curated record. The coding region runs from base 214 to 1110 and encodes 298 amino acids. Gene Ontology annotation, molecular function: methyltransferase activity.
UGAUAGGAGUGGAUGAAAUUACUUGGAUCAGGAUUAUUGCACUGGAAGGUCCGUGUGUGUCAGUCAAAGUUGGAGGGGAAGUUCGACUUGGCCUAGAUUGCAUUCCCGCACCAUUCCCGAUUUGGCUCCAUGUGCCGCCGCUGACUCAGGGGUUUUUCGAUUGACUGUAUAAGGGUGGGAGGUAUUGUCAAGUCGCUCAUUUCGGGGGCAACUAUGGCUAUCGACAACGAUAAUAAUUUACCGAACACCACCGUGACCAAGGAAGAAGUCAAUCUCAACGGCGUUGCCAGAACCCUCUUGGUUACCCUUGCUGCCAGAGCCUCUGACUUCCGUGCCCCCACACCCGUUCUUGGUGAUCCAUACGCUCAAGAUAUCCUGGACCGGCUUGACGUGGACGUUGAUGAGAUUGCUCCCACACCUAACCAGUGUGCUGCUAUCGCCGUUCGAACAAGGCAUUUCGACAGAUGGACUUCGGAAUUCGUCCAGCGCAACCAGAAGAGUACGGUUCUGCAUCUAGCAUGUGGUUUUGAUAGCCGAAUGCAGAGGGUAAAAUGGGGCGAGAAUACUCGUUGGAUCGACAUUGACCUACCUGAGGCCAUCGACCUUCGAAGAAAGGUCCAGCCAGAAUCGUUGUCUGGCCGAGAUUACUCUCUUCUGGGGGUUGAUGUUCUCGACGAGGACUGGAUGAAGAAUAUCACAACCCAUGAACCCGUUCUUGUCGUGAUGGAGGGAUUACUGUGCUAUCUGCCCGAAGAAGAUGUGAAACGACUGGUACAACGGCUCUGCCAAACCUUCCCCAAUGGCGAACUCCUCUUCGAAUGUAUAACUAUGGCAACACUUCAAAGUCUCCAGCGCCAGAAUCCAAUCGAGUUCAUCAAUAGCAGCAGAGCACAGUUCCAUUGGGGCGUGGAUGACCCGAAGUUGCUCGAAGGCCUCCAUCCAGGGCUGAAAUUGGUUGAAUCCGUCCGCCUGGCGGAGGCACCGGGCGUUGAGAAGUUUCCUUUGGGGUAUCGUGCGCUUAUGUAUUUACUUUCUUGGAUCCCUGGAGCUCGAGACUCGGCGAGGUUCUUGCGUUUUGAAUUUGGCGAAGUUAAUAGGAGUAAACAAUAAGCUACAGGGUCCAGUUUAGAAGGCUAGAGGCUAUGAUGAGAAAUCUAUACAAUCUAACCACUCAUGGUUUGCUAUACUAAGCAGUAGAUGGCCAGAGGUGGAUCCGGUGAAUUAUCAAUGCACGAUUCGCUGAAUAGUC